Messenger RNA from Dibothriocephalus latus, 769 nucleotides. The record is from the annotation of a GenBank genome assembly. Lineage: Eukaryota; Metazoa; Platyhelminthes; Cestoda; Diphyllobothriidea; Diphyllobothriidae.
CGAGUUCGAGCAUUUUUGCCUGUAUUGCAACAAGGUCAGCGAAAGAAUGCCCAUUGGACUCUUUUUGGGAUUUUAUGUCAACAUCGUAGUUGGGCAGUGGUGGGGACGAUUCUGCGCAAUCCCAUGGCCAGACUCGGUCGUGCUGGCAAUAUGCGCCUACAUACAAGGGGAUUCGAAGUCGUUGACUGCUCGAAGGCACACACUGAUUCGCUACGUUCAUCUUACUUACAUCUUGCAUAUGCGCGGUAUGUCAUCGAGGGUCAAGCAACAGUAUCCUACUAUUGAACACGUCGUUACAGCAGGUAUCAUGACAGAACAAGAGAAGGAUUUAUUCUUGCAAAGUGGGGAUGAUGGAAAAAGCGGCAUUGCUUUUUUGCCAAUUAUGUGGGCAGUAAAUUUGAUUAAUCAAUUAAGGACGGAGGGAGCCAUUCCCAACGCAACCAGUUUGGAACUACUGCAGGAGGAACUCAGAAAUUUCCGCGGAGGGUUUGGGGUUGUGUGGACCUACAACUACCUUAGUGUUCCGCUUGCUUAUACCCAGAUAUCACUGAUCAUCAUCUACUCUUACUUUGGACUUUCGAUUUUCGCUUGGCAGCCUUUGAAUGCAACACAAAAUUACAUAGGUCAUAACAUAAAUGUUUACGUCCCAGUUUUCGGACUCCUUCAACUGGCGUUCUAUAUAGGUUGGUCAAAGUACCCGGUCAAAGAGCUCCUAAAGAUUGUUUUGAGGGCGAGGGACUCAAGUCUCUAUCAGUAUCAGUAUAUUUGA